CGCACACGGGUGGCCUCCUUUCAUCGCCUUCGCUGCGGUGGCACGUUCUAUCUCCUCCUUCCGUUCUAGAUUUAACGCACGUGCAGACUGCGGACUCCCAACCAUCGUUCCACGCCCCGCAGCUCUUGCUCUUCUCUUUCUCCGAUUAUUUGAUCUCGAGAUACAAGCUAAUUCAGAAGCGAAAUCGGUUAAAGAAACAAAAGCUUUUUUUUUCUUGAUAGUGCAGUUCCUCGAAUCAAGAUUCUAAGAUGCGGGACAAACCCUUGUGGGUUCCCCCCACUCUAAACCUCCACUUCCUCGAGCGGCUACUCCCCUCACCUCUCAAGCUCCUCCCUCCCAACCCCAACCCCAACCCCAACCCCAACUCCCGCCACCAAACCCAAAUUUCCGAUCCCAACCCCGCUCCCAAUCCCAUCACUCCCCUCGCUCCCCUCCCCCAAUCCCCGCCCGGGAACGCGACCCUCGGCGAAUUCUUCGCCACCAUGACGCGCUCCCUCCAAUCCGUCCUCCCCCGCCGUCCUCCGCCGGUAAGCCGCCGCCGGCGCGCCGACGCCGGCUGCGCGGUGCCGCUCUUCCGGCCCUACGUCGCGAAGGUGCCGUGGCACGGCGGCCCCCGGGCGCUCCUGUCGCAGCUCUUCCCCCGCUACGGGCACUACUGCGGGCCGAACUGGUCGAGCGGCAAGAACGGGGGGUCGAUGCUCUGGGACCAGCGCCCGAUCGACUGGCUCGACUUCUGCUGCUACUGCCACGAUAUCGGCUACGACACCUACGACCAGGCGAAGCUCCUCAAGGCCGACCUCGCGUUUCUUGAGUGCUUGGAGAAGCCCAGGAUGGCCACCAAGGGUGGCGCCAAUGCUGCACUCCUCUACCGAGCCAUGUGUAUUGCAGGAUUGAGGAGCAUACUCAUACCUUACAGGAUGCAUCUUGUGAACCUGCAGUCUGGACCCUCAUUUGUAGAGAUGUUUGGCAAUUUUAUCAGUAAACUACAAUUGCCAGGCAAGAUAGAGACUGCGAACCAGAAGGAGAGAUUGUGAAAGAGAUUACACUACUAGUGAAUCUGUUCUUUUGGUGGUUUCGGAUUCUUGUGCGACAAGAGACCUUCUUCGCAUCUUAUGUCCAUAGGUUCAGCUGGUUAGAUGUGGUUUCUUCGAGUCUGAAUUGUUUGGGUUCUCGCCAAAUUGCACAUAUUUACUAUACAUGAUUUAUCUUGUUGUAGAUCAUUCUGUAUGCUAGAGCAGAGCUGUGCAUAUGUUUAAUUUACUAAUUACUUGUAAAGAAACUAGGAAAUUGUGUUACCUUUUGGUAAAUUUCCGUGAUUCAGUUGAUAUAGUUUGAAUAAUGUCUUUAAUUA
Molecule: messenger RNA, 1351 nt
Organism: Ananas comosus (pineapple)
Lineage: Eukaryota; Viridiplantae; Streptophyta; Magnoliopsida; Poales; Bromeliaceae
Exons: 2
Coding region: 249-1034 (261 amino acids)
Biological process (GO): phospholipid metabolic process; arachidonate secretion
Molecular function (GO): A2-type glycerophospholipase activity
Source: RefSeq, a predicted model, not a curated record